AUGGCUCCUAUUGAAGACGCCGGCCUGUCUAUCACCUUUUCUAGCGGACGGGAGGGGCCGCCUGAUCUCCGUCUCCUCCACUUCAACGAUGUCUACCACGUCGAACCUGGCUCCUCGGAACCCAUUGGAGGAGUACAACGCUUCCAAUCCGUGAUUAACUACUACCACUGCGACCGUCGAUUUGCGGGACUGCCAGAGCUCCUGACGUUCUUCUCCGGUGACGCAUUCAAUCCGAGCUUGGAGAGCACAAUUACCAAAGGGCGGCAUAUGGUUCCAUUUCUGAACAAUGCAGGGACGGACGUUGCCUGUGUCGGGAAUCACGAUCUCGACUUCGGAAUCGCCCAGUUCAGACACCUGCGGAACCAGUGCAAAUUCCCAUGGCUGCUGGCUAAUGUCCUCGACCCCGCGUUGGGCGAGAACGUUCCGCUGGCCAACUGCGGGAGAACGGUGAUGUUGACCUCGUCGAAUGGCAUCAAGAUCGGGAUAAUUGGCCUGGGUGAGCGGGAGUGGCUGGACACGAUCAAUGCUCUACCUCCUAACCUCAUCUACAAGUCCGCUUCCGAGACGGCAAUGGAAUUGGUACCAGGCCUGCGUGAACAAGGUGCCGAAAUCAUCAUCGCCGUGACGCAUCAGCGCGAACCAAACGACAUCAAACUUGCGGAAAAGACGCCGCCGGGCCUCAUUGACAUCAUCCUCGGCGGCCACGAUCACUACUACGCCCAUUCCGUGGUCAAUGGCACUCACAUCCUCCGCUCAGGAACCGAUUUCAAGCAGCUCAGCUACAUCGAAGCCUGGCGCAAGAGAGAUGGUUCAGGGGGGUGGGAUUUCAACAUUACGCGACGAGACAUCGUCCGGACCAUCCCACCAGAUCACGAGACGACGAAUCUCGUUAUCAAACUCACCUCAGCCCUGAAAUCGAAACUGGAGAAGCCGAUUGGCUAUACUGCGAGUCCCCUGGACGCUCGAUUCACCACAGUGCGCACGCGAGAGUCGAAUUUGGGCAAUUUUGUCUGCGACCUCAUGCGCUUCUACUAUGAUGCCGAAUGCGCCAUCAUGGCCGCCGGCACCAUCCGAGGCGACCAGGUCUAUCCCCCAGGGAUCCUGCGACUCAAGGACAUCCUGAAUUGCUUCCCCUUUGAGGACCCGGUGGUUGUGCUCAACAUUCAGGGGAAGAAUAUCGUGGACGCCCUGGAAAACGGGGUCAGCCAGCUGCCUGGGCUCGAUGGUCGAUUUCCUCAGGUCUCGAACAUCACCUUUGGCUUCAAUCCAUCAGCCCCGCCGGGCUCGAGGAUCAGCUGGGUCAAGGUGGGCGGCAAACCGAUAGAGCUGGAGAGGUACUACGUUAUGGCAACGAGAGGGUACAUGUCUAGAGGCAAAGACGGAUAUGUAAGCCUGCUUGUCAAAUCGGCGGGCGGAGAAGUGGAGGAGCUGAUAUCGGAGGAGAACGGCAUAUUAAUUAGCACCAUCCUGCGGCAGUAUUUCCUGAGCUUGAAGGUUUUGGGCAAGUGGCAUCGAUGGAGCGCUAGUUUGCAUCGGCACUGGGACGGUGUGCAUGGAAAGCUGCAUGGCAAUGGAUGGCUCAAAACUCCCUCUCCUGCCGUUGAACGUCCUCCCCCUAGCUGGCGAAAGUCGGCGAAGAAAGCGACGACGACAGCGGCAACGGCACCGGAAACAGCAACGACAACGACAACAACUCCUCAAAAAUUAGCACGGCCGAAGAUCCGUCGCUAUGGCCGUUAUCACCGACAGAACAAGCCUCACAGGGCAAAGCGAACAGCGGCAGCAAAAACAACAAUGACGACAACGACAACGACAACAGAAACAGAAACAACAGCAGAGGCAUCAUCCUCGUACUCCUCAUCAGACGAGUCCUAUUCCACUACCACCACAACCUCAUCUUUUGCUCACGACGGACCGGUCAUGGAUUCCGAAUCCGACUGUGAACCAGAGAUCCUGACUUCUCCGCAAGAAGAGCUCAACUAUAUCACUUUCCCGGCGACAUCCCCGGCAGAGGAAGAGCGCAGACUGCGUCUGGCGCGAAUGGUGAUCCGGAAAUGGAUGCGACUGGCUGGGGUGCAGAGGACCAACGCGGGCUGCGUCGACGAUGCGGCUGAGGAGUUCACGCCGUGUUGGACGCAGGGCAUCGCACCACGGGUCGAGGGGCGGAUUGUUGUCGUUGAUACUGCCGCCGCCGAUGGUGGCGAGGAUCAUGGCAGUAGUUGUAACAUCGUUCACAGGAGUGGUAGGGACGACCCAGCGCCGUCUCCAACGUUAAAUAAAUGA
Rasamsonia emersonii CBS 393.64 is the source of this 2283-nucleotide messenger RNA. RefSeq names its product 5'-nucleotidase. NCBI's taxonomy places the organism in Eukaryota, Fungi, Ascomycota, Eurotiomycetes, Eurotiales, Trichocomaceae. Gene Ontology annotation, biological process: nucleotide catabolic process. Gene Ontology annotation, molecular function: hydrolase activity. The record is from RefSeq and is a predicted model, not a curated record. The coding region runs from base 1 to 2283 and encodes 760 amino acids. The transcript is spliced from 4 exons.